UCCUAUAGGGUGGACAACUCGUGUGCCAACUGCGGCGUUUACAGGCGUCGGUCGCGUCAUGAUGCGGCUGCUGGCAGUGAUGGGGGUCGUGUCUCUAAGUGCGCAGCUGUGCAGCUGUGCGCAGUCGUAUUCACAGGCGCAGUCGCAGUACCCGAGGUAUCUCAAGUUCCCUGUGGGGAGAGAUCCCGAUACAGAAUGUAUGGAUUAUCAAGUUAACAAGCGCUUCAAAGUUGGAGAGGUCUGGACAUCGCGCUACUCCGGCUGCAAGCAGAGCCACUGUAUUCGAGAAAAGGGUGUGCUCUAUAUCGACAGGCUCCAAUGCCCUUCGGUUCAAGACAAAGUGGACUACAAGAGGCUGAAGGCCGAUAAUCUGUUCUGUCGAGAGGCAAGAGGAGAUCGAAGGAAACCGUUUCCAGAUUGUUGUGCCCGCCUGGUGUGCAAAUACUACUUCAACGGGAAGUUGGUUCCCCUGCCGCUGCAUAAGUAUCCCUACCUGUGAGAUCUUAUACUCGCACAGCUCGACUGAAGCUGAUGGCACAGGACCCUACCACCUAUGUCGUCUU
Messenger RNA from Amphibalanus amphitrite, 563 nucleotides. RefSeq lists its product as uncharacterized. The transcript has 3 exons. NCBI's taxonomy places the organism in Eukaryota, Metazoa, Arthropoda, Thecostraca, Balanomorpha, Balanidae. The record is from RefSeq and is a predicted model, not a curated record. Bases 59 to 499 code for a protein of 146 amino acids.